This is a messenger RNA of Salvelinus fontinalis (brook trout), 3648 nucleotides long. RefSeq names its product GTPase IMAP family member 8-like. Gene Ontology annotation, molecular function: GTP binding. Bases 1 to 3648 code for a protein of 1215 amino acids. Lineage: Eukaryota; Metazoa; Chordata; Actinopteri; Salmoniformes; Salmonidae. The transcript is spliced from 5 exons. The record is from RefSeq and is a predicted model, not a curated record.
AUGUUAGUGUCUGAAAGUCCUACAGAGCUAAGGAUUGUGCUGCUUGGAAAGAAUGGCUCUGAGAAGAGUGCUGUUGGGAACUUCAUCCUGGAAAGAGGGGCAUUUGACCCCAACUAUGUACAAAGUCACUGUGAGAGAGCCAGGGGUCAGGUGGAGGGAAGACACAUAGCUGUGAUCAACACUCCAGACCUGUUAGACCCUCACAUCUCACAUGACAAACUCUCAGAGGAACUGCGUUGGUGUGUCACUCUGUCUAAACCGGGACCUCAUGUGUUCCUGUUGGUGCUGCAGCCUGAGGAGUUCACACAGGAAGAGGGAGACAGAAUCAGGACAAUCCUAGACACCCUCAGUGACCGGUCCUUUGACUACUCAAUGGUACUGACAACUCAUGAAGACAGGAGGGGACACAUGGAUGAGGAUCACCCUCUGAAUCAGAUGGUCAGAGCCUGUAGAGGGAGGCAGCACCUCAGUGACCACACUCAACUUAUGGCAGAUGUUGACAAGAUUGUAAAGGAGAAUGGAGGAGACUAUCUCACCUGUGAUAUAUUUGAAGAUACUACAAGUGACAUGGUACAAGGGAAAGAGGAUAUCCAUAGGAGUAAAACUGAUUGGAGCCUAAAAUCUUCCUCUGAGGAAGAACUUGGAAAGGAUGAUUUGGAACAAGAAGAAUCAGCAAAAUUGGACAAAUGGGGGAAAGUUAGAGAAAUUGUGUCUUCACUCAGGAUUGUGCUUCUGGGGAAGAAUGACGACAAGAAGAGUACAGUGGGUAACAUGAUCCUACAGAAAGAGGCUUUUAGGCCUGCUCAUUUCUUCAACUAUAAACAGCCAUGUGAUUCAGCCAGUGGGGAGGUGAAUGGCAAGUCUGUUACUGUUGUAAAGACUCCAGACUUCUUUGCUCCACGUCUGACUGUGCAGUCCCUGAUGGAGGAGAUGGAGAAAUGUAAGUCCCUCUCUGCUCCUGGGCCUCAUGGGGUCCUGCUGGUGUUGAAGCCUGAGGGGUUCACAGAGGAGAACAGAAACACAUUCAAGUUGAUCCUGAGCAUAUUUGGUAAAGAAACCUUCAAGUACUCAAUGGUGAUCAUUACUCACCGCAAGGGAGUCACAAGAAAUCCUCAUCUGAGACAAAUGAUCGAAGAAUGUGGAGGAAGGCAUCAUGAAAUGUACAAACAAGGAAGUGACCACAAAGAGUUAACUGAAAAGAUAGAAAAGAUGGUAGAGGAGAAUGAAUGGAGAUACCUCACCUCCAAUGAAGAGACAACACAUGAUACCAUGACACCAAAGGCUCAGAGACUGAACGUGGUUCUGUGUGGCAGAAGAGGAGCCGGGAAGACUUCUAUAGCCAAUGCCAUACUGGGUCAGACAGAGUCCAGUCCAAAGUCCAGCUCCUCCUCAGUGUGUGUGAAGAGAGAAGGAGAGGUGUGUGGUCGGCCUGUCACCCUCAUCGAGCUGCCUGCUCUGUAUGGAACACAUCUCACUCAGGAGGAAGUGAUGCGUGAGACUUUCCACUGUGUCUCUCUCUGUGACUCUGGAGUCCAUGCUUUCCUCCUGGUCGUACCUUUGGGUCCACUCACUGAUGAAGACAAAGGAGAGUUGGAGGCCAUCCAGAAGAUUCUCAGCUCACGAGUCAAUUACUUUUUCAUGGUCCUGUUUAGACAGGAUAACAUUCCAGUUGAUAAAACUGCAGUUGACUUUGUGGAACAAAAUGCAGACACAAAGCAACUGAUCAAGAUAUGCGGAGGGCGGUAUAAAAUCUAUGAUGCUUUGAAAAUUGAUAACGCCAAGCAGACGACAGAACUUGUAGCAGAAAUAGUCAAAAUGAUGGAUCAGAACAGAACCUGCUACACUCUGUACAUGUACAUGGAGGCUAAACACCAAUCAGAACUGGAGGAAAAGAACAGAAGAAUCAAGGAUUUAGAGGAGAGAAUCAGGAACAUGUCACAAGGUGAGUUUGUUGAACACAGGGAGGAACAAAUAUUGGGGGGUGCUGAAAUGGAGUUCUCCAGCACAGAGUGCAUAAGGGUGGUGCUGAUUGGGAAAACUGGCAAUGGGAAGAGCGCCUCUGCAAACACUAUCCUGGGCAGAAAAGAAUUUGCGUCUAAAUCCAGCACUGAUUCUGUGACAACAGUUUGCAAGAAGGCAGUUGGCAAAGUUGAUGGAAUAACAGUUUCUGUGGUUGACACACCUGGCCUUUUUGACACAACACUGUCUAAUAAAGAUGUUCAGCAAGAGAUAGUGAAAUGUGUUUCCCUGUCAGCUCCUGGACCCCAUGUGUUUAUCAUAGUGUUGAGUGUCGGGAGAAUCACACAGGAGGAGCUGGACACUUUGGACCUCAUAGAGAAAACCUUUGGUCCACGGGCAGGAAUGUUCUGCUUAGUUCUGUUUACUAGAGGAGAUGACUUGGAAAAUGAAUCAAUUCAAGAUUACAUUGGGAACAGCAAGAAUGCCAAACUGAAAAAACUGAUCAGAGAUUGUGGAGACAGAUUCCAUGUCUUCAACAACAGAGACAAGAAUCGCACACAGGUCACUGAGCUUCUUAAGAAGAUUAACAAAAUGGUGUCCAUGAACAAGGGCAGUUUCUACACCAAUGAGAUGUUCCAGGAGGCAGAUGCAGCCAUUAAACAAAAACAGGAAGCAAUACUGAAGGAGAGAGAGAUGGAGAUAAAGGCUGACAUGGAGAAACUGAAGGUCAGCCAUGAAACAGACAUGGAAAAGAUGAAGUCAAAGUUGGAAGAGGAGAGAUUGAAAGUUCAGGAGGAAAGACAGCUGAGAGAUAAACUGUUGAGAGAGAGAGAGGAAGCUAUUAGAAAAGAACAUGAGGACAAGGAGAAAGCAGAGAAGGAAGAAAGAGAAUUGGAGGACAAAAAAAGGAAAGAAGAUAAAAAGUUGAAAAAAGAAAUAUGGAACACAGAAAAAGAGAGGAUGGAAAAAGAGAUACAAACUCAGGAAAUAAAAGACCGAAUUGAACAAGACUUUAAAGAAAAGAGGAGAGAGUUGACAGACAAAAUGACAACGCAACAAGAGCAGUGGGAGAAAGAACGUAGAGAGGAACAGGAAAGAAGAUUUCAAGAGGAUGUAAAUAGAAGAGUGGAGGAGAGACUAAAACUAAGAAAACUGGAGGAAACAUUUCAACAAGAACGUGAAGAAGAAAACAUGAGGAAGGAGAAGGAAGAUAAAGUCAGGAGAGAACAAGAAGAGAAGAAAUGGAAGGAAAUGAAGGCAGAGCACGAAAAGGAAACCAAAGAAAAGAAGGAUAAAUAUGAUCAAGAGGCCAGAAGACAAGCAGAGGAAUUAAACUUCUUUAGAAACAAUGACAAAAAUAAAACGUUUGCGAAAUAUAAAGAAGAGAAGGAGAAACUAAGGCAAAAGCACAAAAAGGAGACUGAUAAAUUGAAGGGUCAAUAUGGUCAUAAUGAAAAAGCACUGACUGAUAAAAUGAAGGAAUUGGAGACAAAACAGAAAGCAGAGAUGGAAAACUUGAGGUUAAUCAAGGCCCUGCAGCACCGACCGCCACCGCAGCGAGGCCCCGGUGUUCGCACCGGGUCUGGCUCUCGACCCAAAACCUGCCCCGGCUCUCGACCCGAAACCUGCCCCUCCGCCUGCCCUGCCGGACGCUGGGUCCACGGUUUCUGGGGCCCUUCAAAGUCCUGA